GGCUGCUCCUGUUGGAUGUGAUCACUACGUACGCAGCUGUUUUUUGAAAGUGAGAAAUUGUUUUUAUUUCUACGAGAUAUUAAGACUGUUAUUGAUUGUCUUAUUCAUGUUUCCUGCUUUAUAAUAGCUAACGUGGUUUGCACAGUCAUACCAGACCUAUAAACAUAGCUAGCACGUUUGGUUGCUGGCUAAAUUGCUAACGUUAACUGUCUGAAGAGGACAUUGAAAUAUGUUAGGUCAUGAAUCGGGAAUUGUAUAGUUGCUCCAUGUUGUGGUAAAGCGUAUGUUUGUCGCCUGUGUCAUGAUGCUGAAGAGGACCAUCAAAUGGACCGCUUCCUGGUCAAAGAGGUGCAGUGCUCAGUCUGCAACACAGUACAGCAGGCACAAAAAACCUGCCAGGAGUGUAAUGUUACAUUUGGGGACUAUUACUGUGAUAUCUGUCACCUGUUUGAUAAAGACAAGAAGCAGUAUCACUGUCAGCCCUGUGGAAUAUGCAGGAUUGGACCAAGGGAGAAAUACUUCCACUGUCAGAAGUGCAAUCUCUGUUUAGCCAGUGAUCUACGAGGAAAUCACAAGUGUGUUGAAAAUGUUUCAAGACAGAACUGCCCAGUGUGUAUGGAGGAUAUGCACACAUCAAGAAUAGGAGCUCACGUUCUUCCGUGUGGCCAUCUUCUACACAAAACUUGCUUUGAUGACAUGGUCCGAACUGGUGCGUAUCGCUGCCCACUCUGUAUGCACUCGGCCUGGAAUAUGGAGGACUCCUGGGAGCAGAUGGACAAAGAUAUGGCUCAGUCACCCAUGCCCACUGAAUACCAGGAUGCCAUUGUAAAGAUCAUAUGUAAUGACUGCCAAACCCACUGUACAGUGCCUUUUCAUGUUCUGGGAAUGAAGUGCAGUGGCUGUGGGUCUUACAACACAGCACAGGAUGGGGGACUGAUACAGCAACUCCAGGAGCCACAGCAACUCCAGGAGCCACAGCAACUCCAGGAGCCACAGCAACUCCAGGAGCCACAGCAACUCCAGGAGCCACAGCAACUCCAGGAGCCACAGCAACUCCAGGAGCCACAGCCCCAAGAGCCACAGCCCCAAGAGCCACAGCCCCAAGAGCCACAGCCCCAAGAGCCCCAGUCCCCAGAACCAUAGAAUUAGAAUAUCUAUAAUUAUAAUUCUAUGGAGAAAACAUUAGGAGUCCACCCCAUAGUUAUCUCUCUGCUCCACCCUACUUCCCCAGUCUACACAGACUUAACUAUACUAUCCACAUCUUUCCCAACGUUGCUCUGCCAAGAGUACAGUUAGUCAUGCCUGGGUUCCAGAACCUGGUUCCAGGUACUUGGGGUCCUAAACUUUUAUCCACAGUCUAGUGUGUUGUACAGCAGUUUUGGGAUUGAAUUUCUGUUAUUACAUACCCAUUAAAAAGCCAUUGCUGUUGAACUAUUUGUUUCUCAGAUAAAAAGCCAGCAGAAGAGAAUUGUGAAGGAGGAAUUUAUUUUUUUAUAGAUUCUCCGGUACCUUUUGUAUACUUUUUAGCCAGUAGUUCUGAAAGUAGAACUCGCUAGCCAAAAGUGAUCCCCGAAAAUUGCGCACUGCGUGACGUGCAGAUAUGUGCACCAGAUCAUUGCUCUCUGCUGUGUUUGGUGAGCCAUUGGUCCCGCCCUGCAACCUCAUUGGAUAACGCUGGGCAGACCUCUUGUUGGCUGUCACUCAAAUGUGAGGGGCUGAAGCUUAUUGACUAGAACUCAAAUUGCUAGGCGGUUGGCCCACUUGGGAGGGAAAUGGAUGGAAAAUGGAGUGGAACAGCUUCAAGAAAACAGUUGCUUUCAAACUAGGGAUUUCGUGGCUAAUUAAGGUAAGACAGUAAUACUGCUCCUAGAUUAUGCAUGUAUGAACUAUACAUUGACACAUUCAGUCCAAAGUGAGAGGUUUAAAAAAUACUUUCUUAGUCGCCAAAGUACCGGAGCAUGUCUUUAAUGUGGAAAUCAGAUGCCUAUAAAAUAUAAUAUAGUCAGCCACACAAUUUAUUUUCCCAUUUUGUCCCAAGUUGGAAUGGAUUCAUAUUUGUCAAUAACGCUUUCACAAAAUGUGUUUAUAUAUAAAAAAAAAAUGUGGGGAUAUGUUUUGUGAUGAGUUUGCCAAUGUUUGAGCGGCUUUGCAUGUCUAAAAGCCUAACUAAAUGUUUUAGACUGACAUUUUACAAUAGUAAUGGGAUUUAAUGUUUAUUUGUAAAACUCGGGUAUUUAAAAAAUAUUUUAUAUACUGUGUAACAUCAAAUCGUGUUCAUUCCAUGUAUGAGCUGAAUAUACAUUUUACUUAGUCCUGUGGAUUAUCAUGAAUAACACAUGUAUGUAAAUUAUUGAAUAAAUACUGCAGUUAGACAAUGGCUGUUGGCAACUAUAUCUCACUCCAUGCUUAACUCAUAUUGUUGGUACUGUUGCUCAAACAAAGGAGAGAAGUGGAGUAUGAAAAUAUUGCAUCUGUAUUGCCAUUGGUGUCAUUUAUUGAUGCAGGUGUUGGGAUGCAGUGACAUUUUAAUGUAACUAAUAAUAAAUACCCAUGAUUGUGA
Molecule: messenger RNA, 2560 nt
Organism: Salmo salar (Atlantic salmon)
Lineage: Eukaryota; Metazoa; Chordata; Actinopteri; Salmoniformes; Salmonidae
Product: RING finger and CHY zinc finger domain-containing protein 1
Biological process (GO): protein ubiquitination; ubiquitin-dependent protein catabolic process
Cellular component (GO): nucleus
Molecular function (GO): zinc ion binding; ubiquitin protein ligase activity
Source: RefSeq, a predicted model, not a curated record